This is a messenger RNA of Cavenderia fasciculata, 1722 nucleotides long. Its product is annotated as putative CorA family magnesium ion transporterr. Lineage: Eukaryota; Evosea; Eumycetozoa; Acytosteliales; Cavenderiaceae. The coding region runs from base 1 to 1722 and encodes 573 amino acids. The transcript is spliced from 3 exons. The record is from RefSeq and is a predicted model, not a curated record. Gene Ontology annotation, biological process: magnesium ion transmembrane transport; intracellular magnesium ion homeostasis. Gene Ontology annotation, cellular component: membrane. Gene Ontology annotation, molecular function: magnesium ion transmembrane transporter activity.
AUGAAUCAUUUUAAUCCAAAUACAAAGAUUAUAUCAUCAACUGAACCUUUGGAAAAGAGAAAUGUAUAUAUUAUAAAUGAAGAAAGUGAUAGUCAAAAACUAUAUACAUAUGAAGAAGGAUUACAGUUUUGUAGGAUGUUGGCAAAGAGGGAUAGAUUGACGAGUGCAUCGUUUAGGGAUUCUCCCAUCACUAUGAAUAUACAUACACCUCCCUUUUUGGAUGCUGAUCAUUUUCAUGAUCAUUCUCCAAUGCCUCUAAAAGAUGAUGAUCAUAUCAACAUACCUACAGACCAUACUACAAUAAGAGAUGUAACCGAUAGUAGAACUCAAGAAAUUAAAAUAGAUUAUAGUGAUGACGAUGAUGAUAAUAAUAAUAAUAGUGAUGAUGAUGCUUAUGGUGGUGGUGGAGGUGGUGGAGAUCAUCGCUCCACCACCUAUGGAGGUAAACAAUCAACAACUAUAAAUGAUAUAAAUUUAAUUUCAUCCACUUCUUCAACCAAUUCUUCAACCAAUUUAAUUAAUAAUAAUAAUAAUAAUAAUAGUCAACAAAGUUUAAUUGUUUCACCACAACCUAUAAAUAACAAUAAUAAUAAUAUCAAUAAUAAUAAUAAUCAAUUAUUAUCAUCUGAUUCAACUUUAACACCAGAAAUUGUUGGUGCUUCAUCCACUUCAUGCACUUCUUCCAAUUCUGGUAGUAAUAAUGAUGAACAAAACAAAAAGAUGAAUGACAAUACUACCACUACUACGACGACAACAACAACAACAACAACAACAAUAACAUCGCCACCACUAAUGACACCAAAGAUUGAUGAAAAAAAGAUUUAUUGGUUAGAUUUUGAAGGAUUGGAUGAAGAGGAAAUAGGUGCUAUUUGUAAAGUAUUGUAUGUUCAUCAUCUUACCUAUGAAGAUAUUAUUAGUCAUGAUUCAACUGAAAAGUCUGAAGAAUACUCUAAUUAUAUCUUUGUCUCAACCUCUGAGAUUACCUACUCGCCUGGUGGUGAACUCAUCAAUAGCAGUAUCUAUCUACUCGUCUUUCAAACCUUUGUCAUUGUAUUUCAUCAAGAACCAAUCGAUUGCUUUGAUAAUAUGGUCAAUUCAUUUAAAUAUCUAGACAAGGGAAUAGUUCAUUCGCCAUGGGUACUCUAUAGCAUGUUGGAAUCAAUAUGUGAACUCUAUGCUACCCAUGCCGACUAUUUAAUGUCCGAAGUUCAUACAUUGGAUGAUUUCACUCUAAGAGAAGAAGUUGCUCAAAAUGAACUAUACGUUAGAUUAGGUAGAGCUACUCGUAAAGCUACAAAUUUAUUAUCUUGGUUAUUUAUUAAAAAUGAUACAUUGUCAUCAUUAUUAAGAAAUUCAAUUAGUGAAGAUACCAAAAGACAUUUAAGAAAUAUUAAGGAUCGUGUAGUUAGAAUCCAACAAAAGAUAAAGUUGGCAGAGGAUUUAUUGGAGAAUGUAAACACUGUCUAUAUUUCCAAAGUGUCAUUAUUGCUCAACGAAGAGUCACAUACUCUAAACAUGUCCAUGUCAAGAUUUACAACAUUGACUCUCAUUUUCAUGCCACUCAAUCUGAUAGCAGGUGUAUUUGGAAUGAAUGUCAAGUUGCCAGGCAUGGUGGGGUAUUACGAGGAUACUCAUAUGAAAUGGUUUACUUGUUUGAUGACAUUUUUUGCAGUUUGGAUCGUAGGCACUGGACUAUAUUUUAAACGAGUUGGCUGGCUAUAA